Molecule: messenger RNA, 396 nt
Organism: Stegodyphus dumicola
Lineage: Eukaryota; Metazoa; Arthropoda; Arachnida; Araneae; Eresidae
Cellular component (GO): nucleosome
Molecular function (GO): structural constituent of chromatin; protein heterodimerization activity; DNA binding
Source: RefSeq, a predicted model, not a curated record
AUGCCGAAAAGAAAAAGCAGCGUUCCUUCUGCAUCAAGUCAAAGGAGGUAUAAAACAGAGAUGAGCAAUCUUACCAUGUCUGUUCCUCGCGUCAAGGAGAUGUUGAAAGUAGGGAAAUAUGUCGGUCUAAUGAGUGACGAAAGCGUAGUGUUCUUGGCUGCUGUCCUCAAGUACGUCGUGGCUGAAAUUCUUCAAGUGUCUUUAGUCACUGCACGCAGAGAGGGAGCAAAGAGAAUUCGCCAUGAACACAUUAAUAUGGCUUUAAAAACAGAUCUCGAUUUUGGAUCAUAUUUCAAAAAUGCGGCGAUACCCGCUUCAAAUUUCGUACCUUGGAAAGAGCUUCCAGAUUUCAAACUAAAGCGUCUAAUUAGCGUAAGGCUUAGCCCUACAGCUUAA